AUGACGUCAGACAUUGUAGGCAGGACCCACGGUUAUUGGCAACUCAGCGCCUGCAAACUUAUCUCUUCCUGUUCGAUGAAUCUCUUAAUGUUUGCACUUUCCCUGGCUGAGAUACGGAAUGAGGACAUCGCUGUUUACUGCAAAGUACAUGCUACCUAUUACUCUCCUACCCGCCCCUUUUCCUUCUCUUGUCUUUCUUUUUCUUUUCUUUCUUUAUUCUUACUCUCUCUUUUCUUUCUUUCUUUCUUUCUUUCUUUCUUUCUUUCUUUCUUUUUAAAUCUUUGUUUAUUUCGUAUUCCCUCUCGGUUUCCUCCAUUUUUCGUUCUUAAUUCUUAUCUCUUUUUUAUUCUUUUUCCCUUUCCUAUUCAUUUCGUUUCUUCUUCUUCUUCUCUCUUUUUCUCUCUUUUUCUUUCCUGCAUUAUCUCUUUUUUCCUCUUCUUCGUUUCUAGAUUCUUCUUAUUUUCUUUUCUUCUCUACAUAUUUCUCCCACCCUUUAUUCAUUUGUUCUUAAACUUUUCCUUCCUUCCUUCCUUCCUUCCUUCCUUCCUUCCUUCCUACUUUUCUUCCACCUUUCUACCCUAUAUUCCAUCCUUCCUGCUUUCUUUGAUUCGGUCAUUUCUCUCUUUUGCUUAUCUUCUUUUCCCCAUCUCCCUUCCACCCUUCUUCCUUUCAUUUAUUCAUCCUUCCCUCCUUAGCUCUUUCCCUCACUUCCUUCCCAUAAUUUUCUUUUAUUCUUUUCGCAACUUCCAUUAUAAUUUUUUAUUUCGUUCAAUUUCUCUUAGUAUGGUUUUCAUAUUUAUUUAUCCGCUCGCUUAUCCAGUUUCUUUCUUUCUUUCUUUCUUUCUUUCUUUCUUUCUUUCUUUCUUUCUUUCUUUCUUUCUCGUGUUACUAUUUGUUUUCCUUCUUUGUUGA
Molecule: messenger RNA, 912 nt
Organism: Acanthosepion pharaonis
Lineage: Eukaryota; Metazoa; Mollusca; Cephalopoda; Sepiida; Sepiidae
Source: the annotation of a GenBank genome assembly